Molecule: messenger RNA, 1059 nt
Organism: Carassius carassius (crucian carp)
Lineage: Eukaryota; Metazoa; Chordata; Actinopteri; Cypriniformes; Cyprinidae
Exons: 4
Coding region: 178-1059 (293 amino acids)
Source: RefSeq, a predicted model, not a curated record
CUCCUUCUGGUCUUUAUGUCAAGAAUAGAACAAUAAGAAGUGGAGCAGUGCCCUGAUAUCAGCUGCUGUUGAUGCAGAUACUGCCUUUACAUCAUUACUUCUCUAAAGAAACCACAGUGGAAACGUGACUGACCGCCUAAAGUGUACAGGACUGUAAAUGUCAGGCUGUCCAGCAGAAUGAGUCGGAGGAAGAGGAGGAACAGUCGCAGAAGGAAGAGCUCCAGCAGCAGUAAACAAUGCAUCUCUCCAUAUAAUUUUCAGAGGCACACUAUGGUGGACACUGUGGAAACUGCAGAGAAGGGAGAAACUGACUCUUUCUGUAAAGAGCAUGAACUGUCAGUGUCUGAAGACGAGAAAGAGACUGAGACUCCAACCACGGAGAAAAAAAACAGAACACGGAGUUGUGACGAUUUCUUCCAGGACAAAAAGAACAAAGACAGACAAAAGCCAAACCCAGAACCAACAGGCCCAGGGUUAAAAAUCACACAUUCUGUGACCAUCGAUAACUUUGGACUGUCUUCCCCCAGAGUUGUGUUCGACCGAUGCCAUGAAGCAACUGUUAGUAGUGUGAUAGCAGUCACUACCACUGAGGUAAAAUGCAUGAGCCCAAAUAUGAAGCUUGAGAUCAAUGUCGUGACAUCAGAUGAUUCAAAUAUAAAGACCACCUUUAUUCUUCACAACUGCAGAGACAAAAGAGAAGAAGCUCAUUUUAGAACUGAGAAACGUCAAUCUCUAAAAAAUACCCACGUGUGUUCAUGGAACCGACAAGGAGCAGAUGACAAACAAAACACCAGUGAGAAUUUUAGCUAUACGAUUAGCAUUGCUGAGCUAAAUGCAGAGUCAACACAUGAUUCGAAGAGUCAGAGCUCGUGGGAUGACCCCAAAGAAAUGGCUUGCCGUAAAAGCUGCUGUAAAAAUAACUUCCAUUGGGUGAACACAGGUGGCCAGACGGACACAGAUUUCACACUGGUUGAUGGAUCCUCUAGUUGCUCAUCACCCUCUGAUUUCUGGCAACAUCAGAAACAGCGCUCACUGCCCAGUGUUCUUGACAGCAUCUGA